CUUUAUUCGUGUAGCUAAGACAGGGGUUCUCUCCUUAUGAUCGUGCAGUCGCCCUUCUUUCGGUGGCACAGCUUCAUUAUGUCAUUUUGAGCGCGAGCGAUGAGUGCGAUGUUGAUCUGUGUAAUGGUGUCGCUCUCGAGACUACAGCAUCCGCACUUGUUCGGUUGCCGUUGCGCCUUGCAAUACUUCGAUUCGGAACGGCAGAGCAAAUGUAAUUAGAGAACAUAAGAAGUCCUUCCGCCUCUGCUCACUGAAGACUAGUAACAGUAAGUGUAUUGCUCGACAAAUAUAUAUCUUCCGUCCACUGCAUGGCCCUCACCACCGCCGCCGCGGUCGGCAACUUCGCCGGCGCCGCCGGCGAUGUCGGCGACACGGUGCACAACAUCGGUCAGGCCGAAAGUCUUUCCGACUUGGGCUCCGGGUUGAAGGGCUUCGCAGACAGCAUGGAGAACGCAGAAAAGUCAAUGCAGGACCUCAACCCCAUUUUGAAUCAGCUUGCGCAGGCCGCCGGUGCGGACAAGGGCGGGCGGAGUUUGGAAGAUACAAUACCGCUCUGCAAACCUUGGUACGUGAUGGGCGCGGUCGAGAAUUUCCAAGACUAUCUUUUAGUCUUGCAGAAGCAGCUCUGGCGGCUGCAUAACCUUUAUCCUGAUGCCCAGGUUGUCAACAACGCAUUUCUGGACUCUGCGAAAGUGGAACUUCUUAUCGCCCCGUUGGCGGGAAAGGGCAUGCUCAACCGGGUAACGAAAGCAGAGAUGGACCGAGUCGAGCAGCUGCGCACCUUUCUUGACGGAGAUUUCGGGAAAUCGGUAAAAGCAGGGAUCAGCGGGAUUGAGCAGUUCAGCGGGGCGCACGGCUCAGCGACGUCAGCCAAGAACGGAGUUUCUCUAGGAAAAGUACGUAGCGACGCGAAACUGGACAUCGGGUAUGCAAAAACCAAGGAGGAAGCUGCGUCGAGCGACAGACCGCCUUUGGAAAAUGAAAUCGAGAUCGACGAGCCGCUAGCUUUGACGUACCACGACGGGAAUCGAUUUCAGGGUCUGAAGAAGGUUAUCGUAGACACCCUGGAAAACAUGAAGGCUGCGCUCAAAGAUGUCCAUCGGGCGUCGGAGCCGUGUCGGCUCAGCAACUUUUAGUUUCGUUUGCUGGUUUUUGUUUCAAGGUAAAAAUGAAUAGAAGAAGAGAACAUGCAGUUUCUGUUUCACGUGAAACAUUUGGUUUGAUUUUGCUGAACUGUCGAUAGUUGUACCAUCAAGCCAGUAGUUACGAGAAAGAGCAGGCUUGCUCUUCUGUGUUUCAGCAGCCUUUA
Messenger RNA from Amoebophrya sp. A120, 1309 nucleotides. NCBI's taxonomy places the organism in Eukaryota, Dinophyceae, Syndiniales, Amoebophryaceae. The record is from the annotation of a GenBank genome assembly.